AUGCCGGGAAGAGGUGGCCCAUUUCCGAAUUCGGACGGGCUGCGGCAACUGGCGAGGGCGCCGUUACGAGCGUCGGCUCUGGCAAAGCAGGGAAAUAGUGCACUGAUGCAGCCCUCCGACGACGAAAUCCAGCGCGAGGUCGCCAGCCUCCGCGACUUUCGACGGCGCUCGACGGCGCAGGGCGGUGCGCCCCACAUCCUUGACCCCGAUCUCCCCUCGCCGACGUCGCAGAAUGCACGAGACGGAUACUGGACGCCAACUUCAUCCACGACCACAAGCGACUCCUCCAGCGACUCGCACUCCCAUGAAGAAUCAGUCACUAGCGUCGACAGCUCCACCGAUGACCCCUUCCACCUGUUCUGGGUCCCAGCAAACAUGCAUCCAGAGAUCGACCCCGCACAGUUCCGCACUUUCCUCAAGGAACAUGCUCGUGCGCCAGGCGAAGGCGCGGAGGCAUCACUUACCCGCGAACGUUCGCUCGGCUCGGCCUCUCUAGGACGUAAAAAAUCGAUGCUUAGCAGGCAGUACAAGCCCCAGGAAGGGGAUGGUGUGGAGGAGGAGAUGGUCCUUCCACUUCGGAGAAACAGGUCCAGCCUGUACCAACAGUUGAGCGGCCCGCAACUUACCAUCAGCGAUCUCGAGAGACUCGACGAGCUGGCGGAGGAGGCUACCCAAUCCAGUGAUCCUUCUAAGCUUCGGAGCGUGCUUCGUCGCAGUCUUAGUAUGAACAUGGCCCCUUCAGUCAUUGACAAGAUGGACGAUGUACCUGAUAUUGGCGACGAAGCCGACUCACCCAUCAUCGUCCCUCGUCCUGGCCAAAUUCUCCGUCGUGCUGCUCGCACCAAGAUUCGCAAGCCGGGACAGACCGGAGAAGGCGCUCAUCGAUUCAACGCUACUCGCAGAGGCUUGGGCCGCUCAGGCUCUACCAGUAAUAUCGAAACCACACCCUCCGAAUCUUCCGAUCCUCGUGCUUCGACAUCGAGCGAGCUAUCCUCGAGCGACCAUGGUGAGACUACUACUGAACGCCCAAGACGGCAGCGAGUGACCAGCAACGAAAGCUUCCUUGAUGAGACGCCUCGUCUUGUUCGGCCGGAAUCUUACAGCGUCGAGUCUUUCAUCUUCGAUUCUUAUGCCUCUGAUGACCACGGGAUUGACGACCUCGCAUUAUCUCUGACGACCGAACCUACACCCAUCCUAAAUCAGGCCGCACCUGCACCGGAGCCUGCCAUUCGACGCACUGCGUCACCGACACAGCUCCCUACUGUACCCGAGGUAGACUCACGCGAGGCGACGCCUUCCAUUUCACCUGCUGUUUCUCCGCCCGCUGCUCCUUCCCCUGUUCUCCAUCACCCACAGCCCACCCGUGCCCAAAUCCCAGCCGACGAGCAAGUCGAAUCGCGUACUCCUUCUCCUGAAGUCAAGUCAUCCUACGAAAAUGGGACACCGCCACGCUCGUCCGUCUCUGAACCUCCCACUCCUACGCCCGCUACACCACCCUCAAUAGGCUACGACUCGAGGAAGGACAAAGACAAGGAUAAGGACAAGAAGGGUCUCUUCGGGAAAUGGGGAGGUGAGAAGAAGAGUAAGAAGGAGAAGGAGCGCGAGGCCAAGGAGAAGGAAAAAGAGAAGGAGAAGGAGCCUGGUUUCUUUGGCUCUUUCUUCGGUGGCUCGAAGAAGAAACAAGACGAAACGUCUCCUGGGCUCGGUACCGGCUCUCACCGCGAAGCUGCCGCCGCCCUCCUCGGCGCCUCCAAAUCCUCGAAGAGUUACGUUCCCUCUCCUUCGCCACAGCCGAUCGGUGCACUGGGCAAUUACGCGCGAUAUCCCAUCCAUGUCGAGAGGGCGAUCUACAGGCUGAGUCAUAUCAAGCUCGCGAACCCGAGGCGGCCGCUUUAUGAGCAAGUGCUGAUCAGUAACCUCAUGUUCUGGUAUCUGGGGGUAAUAAAUAAGGCGCAGCAGGCAGCACAAGCGGCGGCGACUCCGACGGCUGGAGUGGGUGCGGGUGCUCAGGCUGAGCCUACAACGGCGGCUCCGGAGAGCGAGAUGGACCAGGCGGAAAGGGAGCAGAAAGAAAGGCAAGAGCAGGAGAGGGCGGAAGCUGAGCGGCAACAACAGCAGAUGGAGAGGGAGGCGGCGGAGAAGGAACGGCUGGAGCAGCAGCAGAAGUCGCGGAAGGGUACGUUGAACAAGGCGGGCCCUCCGGCUGGAGGAAAUCGCAGAGCCGAAGUGCCAGUGCGAGGGCCACAGUACGAUAUGCAGCAUCGUGCGAUGGAAAAUGAGUACGGAGGCGGCUACAAUUCCAGACCUUCAUCUGCACCUCCUGGGCAGGCGCCUGCUCAACCCAGAGGAUCUUCCGACGCACCCCCCGCAUUCCACGCUGGUCAACCUUCCGUCGCACAGCCGCAACCUCAACACGCGCAUUCCGCCAGCAGUCCGAAUAACUUCUACGUCGGAGGAGGUCCUGCAGGAGCUGGUAGUACGCCGCCGCAGGCUCCAAGAUCAGCGAGCCCGAGUCGGACAGGCUCUCCGCCAGAAGUUUCCAAUGCUCGGCAUUCUCGAUCGCCACCGCCACACAACUCCAACAGGUACGGCGUGGCAAAUGAGAAGCACGUAGCUGGGAGUGGCGGUGGAGGUGGCGGAGCGUUGUUGAACGGUAAGGGGAGAAAGGCGGUGAGCGCUCAUGCAGCGCCACCGGUGAAUAUGAGGAGGACGAGAACGAGUGAAGGCGGUGAGGAGGAGGAUGUACCACUGGCGCUGUGGCAGCAACAGCAGCAACAGAGGAAACGAUGA
Molecule: messenger RNA, 2790 nt
Organism: Stereum hirsutum FP-91666 SS1
Lineage: Eukaryota; Fungi; Basidiomycota; Agaricomycetes; Russulales; Stereaceae
Exons: 5
Coding region: 1-2790 (929 amino acids)
Biological process (GO): positive regulation of G2/M transition of mitotic cell cycle; establishment of cell polarity
Cellular component (GO): cell septum; cytoplasm
Source: RefSeq, a predicted model, not a curated record